UAUACUAUUUUAAAAAAGUAAUUUAUUUUAUCUUAUACGUGUGGUGAAUAUUAUCCGUGUGACAUAUCGUAGCUUCAUAAACGGCUGAUGCUUUAUCAAAUACUUUUGGUCAAGAUUUUUUUUAACGCAGCUCAUCAGUGUCCAAUUGCAAAUUUUUGGAGAUUUUUCUGCAUGUUCCACUUCAUUAUAUCUACUACCAAAAUUGAUAAAAUAAAUUUUGUCGAAGAAAUGAAGGAAAAAACAUUGAUGUGUAGCUAAUAAAACUACAAAUCACAUUAGCUAUCAAGGAAUUAAUCCUGACGAUUUGAUGAAAACAGAACGCAUUAGUUAUGUUUCUAUACAUAAAAACUUACCGAAAUGAUGCAUCCAAAGACUUUUAUUUUAUCACCACGGGCACCAGUAAGCAUCCCUCAUAACUUUUAAUUUCAAAUCAUUUGUAUUUGUUUUAUAAAACAUUAACAACUAUUCCUCGUUCACAUCGAUUCAAACUAUCGAGAAUUUGCAACUUUGUGCAUGUCAACAAACUUGACCAUUCAAGUUGUCAGUAUUUCCAUUUAAGAGAUCAAGGUCUAAGAAAAAAUAUUUUGAGAUAUAUAACAACAUUUCAAGGUGUAUUUCAAUAAAGCUUUAAAUUAAAAACAUCUAUGAAUAGAGAUUAAUACAUGGCGAACUCUUUAUCUCAUCCCAUCUCAACCCGAGACUCCAAUAUUAGUCCGAGUGCCGACGGUUUAUUUAAACAAUAGCACGCUUUAUUUACUAUCAAUCAACGUUUAAGGAAAAUCAGGGUAUAGAGAAGGAUGGAACCCGAAACUAUAUCUUAGAUAGUACAAGUGAAGCUGUUAAAGAAAUGGACGCGCUUAUAAACGUUCUCAAACAACUUGCUUUAACAGUAUGGAUAUAAAUUUAUGAAUUGAAUCUGACAGGAAACUUACGAAAUUACAAUGGAAGAACUUGACUCAUUACCAAGUUGCUCAGAAUGUAAGUUUCUAUGAAGUAAAGAAGAUAGUGUUUCAUCUCAGAUGACGGACCCCUUCUAUUGAACAACAUAGACAACUUUUCUAGUGCCUAAUGAGCUAAUGAGUUUUGUAAUCCGAAAAAUUCAUCGCUUUUUAUAAUUAAUUAUCAUCCUUAUAUGGAAUUUGAUUUUAUUAAAAAUCUUUGGAUUUAGAUAUAUGAUAUAAACAAUAAUCACAUUGUUGUUUUGAUUUUGUCCCUCGGUGGUACGGGCAUGGGCCGAUAUUAACCGUUCGUGCUAAUACCAGGACCGAGAUCAAAGCAACACUGAAAACUGCGUAUUUUCGACGUUCAAAUGUAUUUACCAAUAUCAGCCCGUGGGCCUUCGGCCCUUAGGUGGAUAUUGGAGUCUCUGGUUGAUAUGGGGUGUGAUACAGAUUUUGCCAUAUAUUACUUAUUGUUUUGCCUCGGACAAGAAUGUCUCGACGUCAUUGAAUGAAUCGCGUCACGUGGUUGCCUUAUAAAGUUCUUUACACGGCAAGCGUCAAAAUUUAUACGGCAACAUGGCGGACGUAACGUUAUUUUAGCUGAAUUUUUUACACAAGCGUUCGACCAUACCUUUAAAUUUAAAGCCCCAAAAUAUUUAGAGUGACCCCUCCCCUUUGCUCGUGACAUAAUAUUACGAAUUUACAAUAGCAUCCAUGUUUGCACAAACGACUGACGAGGAAGAUACACCCAAUGCACAUCAACUAACAACAGAUUGUCCUCUGCUCGAAGUUGCCCCUAAUGAGAACUUAUCACCUAGAAGACAUUAUACAGUGGCUAGAAACGAUGCAACUACAAGUGUGGAUCCGAGUUUUUCUGACAUCGAGGAUCUGGAAAUGUAUGGUGUGUUGAUAUUUAUCUAUGAUGACAGUAUUGGAAUUGGACCGAGAAUAAAGAUUAUCGAAGAAUGUGGAAAAUUUGGUAAAUCCAAAUAUGUGUCUCCUCUUGAUCAAUGGGAACCAGAGGAAGAUGUAUCGUUGUAUUUAAUUCGCCAACCUAUCGGUGAUUUAUCAUCUCUUAUGGAAUUUUUGUGUGAUAAUGGGGACAAUCUAUACCAGAGAGUGAAGUCAAAAGAAAUGUAUUUUGUUCUGACCUUUGAAAGAAUUGUAUGGCAAAGAAACCAAAUUCGAUUUCUUAAAUACGAUUUUUUCUAUAAUGCAAAAACACGGACGAUUUAACCUUACUUCUCGGGUGAACUAUCUUUAGUUUACAUUUUGCCUGUGAUGCGAAUACAAUGACAAAAAACUAUGGCGCGGUCUUCUCGCAAUGGCAGAUGAUUGCUAGUACUUUCAGUUUUUAAAAUGUAAUCACGGACUUCAAUGCAAGCCCUUUUGAUUUUGCUGUGUAGAAAGUUAUAAAAUUUAAGCUGCUUGGUCCGAUUUUUUUGUUAUUACAGUAUUAAAUUUUUUCCAUACAAACCAAUUAUCUUAGAAAGUUUGGACUUUCUCCUAUUUACACGAGCAGAAUCAGUCUCCUUUCAAAGUUAGAAAUAUUCAAAGUAAAUAAAAAAAAUCUUUUUGGGCAAAAAAAAUAAAUAAAACAAACCAAAGUGCAUCACGGGAAUUUUUAGAAAAGGAAACCGUUUGGUUUUCGUCCCCCGAAUGAUUGGGGUUAUUCAACCUGCAUGCUAUGCAUCGAUUGUAAAUAAACCAAACUUCAGAAAUAUUAGCAAACAAAACGUAUAUAUGUUUUUUUGUAACUUGUCUGAUUAUUUCGACCUUAAUUUAAUGCGAUGUCAAGUCGUUAUACAACCAUACCGGUCUCGUCGUCAGGGGUAAAAUUUAACAUAAAGCGAAAUAACGCGGUACCCUUUUAUGUCGUUUGUUUGUUAGCAAAUUUUGUACGCAUUUUUCAUUGAAAUUUGGCUUAAUUGACUAGAAAAAAAAUACUGCAAUGUCUAUCAUUACACAUAUACUAAGCAUAACCAUCGUUUAAAAAGCGUGCAUAAAAUUUGAUAUAAAAUCGGACCAAGCAGCUUUAAAAAAAGUUAUUAGUCAAUAGGCUCUGACGUGACAACAAACGUGCAAAACAUCAACUGUAAAGAGACUGUAGGUUUACAUGACUGGUUAUUGCAAAUUUUUGUAUACGUACUGAAGUCGUAUUAUGAUAGGAUUGUCAAGAUCACAACUAAAGCAUUGUAUUAUCAAUAUUGCAUGACAUCUAUGUACCAAAGGGAAUAUUUUUUGUUACGCUUGUAAAGAUCACACGGAGAUAAUGUAUGCGAUUUGUCUUAAGUCUCUUCUGAUACCUAAAACGUUGCAUUAAUAAUCGUCACAAAUCAAUGCAAAACUCUUUGGCAAGUGUAAGUCAGGAAUAAAAAAUAUCAAUAAUGUCAAAGGGAAAUAAAUGAACAUCUGAUAUAUAUAUAUAUAUAUAUAUAUAUAUAUAUAUAUAUAUAUA
Molecule: messenger RNA, 3399 nt
Organism: Magallana angulata
Lineage: Eukaryota; Metazoa; Mollusca; Bivalvia; Ostreida; Ostreidae
Exons: 4
Coding region: 1656-2177 (173 amino acids)
Source: RefSeq, a predicted model, not a curated record